AUGGAUAAAUAUGAAAUAAUUAAAAAAAUUGGAGAAGGAUCUUUUGGCAAAAUAUUCUUGGCAAAAGGAAAAGUGGAUAAUGAGCAGUGUGUUAUCAAAGAGAUCAAUUUAACUAAGAUGCCUGUGAAAGAAAAAGAAGCCUCUCAGAAAGAAGUCAUUCUUCUGGCCAAGAUGAAGCAUGCAAAUAUCGUAACCUUCUAUGCUUCUUUGCAAGAAAAGAACAAGCUAUAUAUUGUGAUGGAAUACUGUGAUGGUGGAGAUUUAAUGAAGCGGAUAAAUAUGCAGCAGGGAGUGCUGUUUGACGAGGACCAGAUUCUGAGUUGGUUUGUGCAGAUCUCCUUGGGCUUGAAGCAUAUUCACGACAAGAAGAUUUUACACAGAGAUGUAAAAGCACAGAACAUUUUUCUUAGCAAUAAUGGAAAUGUAGCAAAGCUUGGGGACUUUGGCAUAGCAAGACAGUUGAACAGCACUACGGAGUUUGCCCAUACCUGUGUAGGGACCCCCUAUUAUCUGUCACCUGAGAUCUGUGAAAAUCGACCAUAUAACAAUAAAACAGAUAUUUGGUCUCUUGGCUGUGUGCUUUAUGAGCUAUGUGCACUAAAGCAUCCUUUUGAAGGCAAUAGUUUGCACCAACUGGUGCUGAAUAUCUGCAGAGGACAUUUUCACCCAGUGUCUCCCAACUAUUCGUAUGAUCUGAGGAUAUUAAUUUCCCAGUUGUUUAAAAUACCUCCAAGAGAUCGACCAUCUAUCAACUCUAUUCUAAGGAAGCCCUUCUUGCAGAAGCUCGUUCUCAGGUAUUUGCCCCCUGAGAUAGCACAGGAAGAACUCAGUCACACUGUGAUACAUAGAAAAAGGCCUUCAGCAUCACAGCCUGGAGCCAAGCUGAUACAAGCACAUAAACUUCAAAAAAGGAGAGUCCAGGACCAAGUUCCUCCAGAAUCUGGAAUGGUGGUGCCUGUCAAACAGGGAUUAUUUCAAAGGAAUGAAUGGAAACCUCCUUCAAGAGGGCAACAGCCUAUUUUUCAGCCACAGAGCUCCAGAUUUAAGAUGGCAGAAAGGCCAGAAAGUAUUAGAGUACAUGGCCAUUAUGGUCAUUACUAUGAUAAGCUUGACAACUUGCAGAGGAAAGCUAAUGCACAUUAUGACCUUUCUCACAUCAGCCAAAGAGUUGAGGAAUACUAUAAACUAAAAGGACAAGUUGCACCUCCACCCCCACCACCCGACUGGCGUGCAGAAUAUCUUCAAAGGCGUUUUGAAGCCCAACAGUACAAGAUUAAAGUGGAAAAACAGCUGGGACUGCGACCAUCCUCUGCUGACAUAUAUCAUGACCAAAUACAGCAGCAGAAAAUAAAGGAAGAGUAUCUCAAAAACCAUCAGCAGGACAUGUCUAGAAAGAAUGAAAUGAAAGAACAGGAGUACCUGAAACAAUUGCAGAAAAUUCGGGAAGAAUACCACAGCGAUAUAAAAGAAUUCAGACUUAAAGCUGGCGUACUCCAGGAGCAUCAAAAAAUACAAGAUAAAACCUAUCUUGUGAGGCAAGGGAAAGCUGAGGACCAGUCUGAAACCAAGGAUACAGCUGGAACAGGAGAAGGAUCACUUCAGGACAUGGAAGAAAACUUUAAACAAGUCAGACUCCAGGAUAGGCAAGACCAAAAAAUCUUAGAAAAGAAACAUAACACAAAGGGAGGAGUAAAGUUUGAAAUUAAUUUAGAUGUAUGUGUUCCUGAGGAAGACAGCAUUCAAGAAGCAGAGGUACUAGAUGAUAAAGUCAGUGAGACUUUAACUUUUGUGGAUGGUGAGAAUCUUAAGGAGAAAUUGGUGGAAGUUUAUGAAGAUCAUAUGGACAGAGCUUUGGAAGAACUGUCUGGAUACCAAACAGAGUCCAAUAGCAUAGAUGACACAAAAGAAAACAGAAAAUAUUGGCAAGCUGGAGCCCCUCAAACACUACUGAAUUUUUUAGCUGAUGCUGAUGUCACAUCUGUAUGUCCUACUAUGGCUGAAAAUGAACUUGCUGACCAUGCUAUUCUGCCUGAAGACAUCACGGAAAACAGGAAGCAGUGGAAACAAACACUACCAGGGACACUCCUGAACAUCUUAGCAAAAGCAGAGCUGUCUAAUGAUUCCUUCAUCUGUCUUGAAGAAGAAACAGAAGGGAGAUUAACUAUGUUGCCUCCAAAAGAAAACAAGGAAGAUGAUUCAGAAACAUACUCUGCUGUUGCUGUUGAUGAAGGCAGACUUGAGCCAAGAUCAGAUGAUGAAGACACAAAUUUUGAAGAUUCUGAAGAUGAACUCAGACAUGAGCUGGAGGAAUCUCUGGAAAAAGUGGCAACUUCUCCAGCAGAGAGAACCAUGGAGUCUCCCAUCCUUUCAGUAAAUAAAGGUCAAAGAGAUGAAGAAAAGAUGAGUUUACCUCGCAAACUACUUGGAAAAUCUGAUGAUGAUUUAGAAAAUAACCAUGGGUCAUUCAGUGUUGACACACAUAAUGAAAAAGGCAAGAAGGAAACAAGAGCUACCUAGAA
Messenger RNA from Gymnogyps californianus (California condor), 2519 nucleotides. It is a transcript of the gene NEK5, whose product is annotated as NIMA related kinase 5. Gene Ontology annotation, molecular function: ATP binding; protein kinase activity. Gene Ontology annotation, biological process: protein phosphorylation. The record is from RefSeq and is a predicted model, not a curated record. Bases 1 to 2517 code for a protein of 838 amino acids. The transcript is spliced from 22 exons. Lineage: Eukaryota; Metazoa; Chordata; Aves; Accipitriformes; Cathartidae.